Molecule: messenger RNA, 1733 nt
Organism: Myotis lucifugus (little brown bat)
Lineage: Eukaryota; Metazoa; Chordata; Mammalia; Chiroptera; Vespertilionidae
Gene: SKOR2
Product: SKI family transcriptional corepressor 2
Biological process (GO): negative regulation of transcription by RNA polymerase II; negative regulation of BMP signaling pathway
Cellular component (GO): transcription regulator complex; nucleus
Molecular function (GO): DNA-binding transcription factor activity, RNA polymerase II-specific; SMAD binding; RNA polymerase II cis-regulatory region sequence-specific DNA binding
Source: RefSeq, a predicted model, not a curated record
AUGGCUUCCAGCCCGCUGCCGGGGCCCAGCGACAUCCUGCUGGCCUCCCCUUCCAGCGCCUUCCAGCCCGAUGCGCUGAGCCAGCCGCGCCCGGGCCACGCCAACCUCAAACCCAACCAGGUGGGGCAGGUGAUUCUCUACGGCAUUCCCAUCGUGUCGUUGGUGAUCGACGGGCAGGAGCGCCUGUGCCUGGCGCAGAUCUCCAAUACUCUCCUCAAGAACUUCAGCUACAACGAGAUCCACAACCGCCGCGUGGCGCUGGGCAUCACGUGCGUGCAGUGCACGCCGGUGCAGCUGGAGAUCCUGCGGCGCGCCGGGGCCAUGCCCAUCUCCUCGCGCCGCUGCGGCAUGAUAACCAAACGCGAGGCCGAGCGCCUGUGCAAGUCCUUCCUGGGCGAGAACAGGCCGCCCAAGCUGCCCGGACAACUUCGGCCUUCGACGUGUCUCACGAAGUGCGCGUGGGGCUGCCGCGGCAGCUUCAUUCCCGCUCGCUACAACAGCUCCCGCAACACAGAGUGCAUCAAAUGCAGCUACUGCAACAUGUUACUUCUCCCCCCAACAAGUUCAUUCUUCCACUCCCACCGCACGCCUGACGCCAAGGUAACGCAGCCGGAUGCCGCCAACUUCAACUCGUGGCGUCGCCAUCUGAAGCUCACCGACAAGAGCCCCCAGGACGAGCUAGUCUUCGCCUGGGAGGACGUCAAGGCCAUGUUCAACGGCCCGCACUACCGAGGCCUUCUGUCCCCCGGCACCAGCUGCAGCUACCCCAGCGAGGACAGCUCCGAGGACGAGGAGGACGAGGAGGAGGAGCAGGAGGUGGACGUGGAGAGCCACAAACCCCCCGAAGGCGAAGAGGAGGAGGAGGAAGGUCGAGACCCCGACGACGACGAGGAGGAAGACGAGGAGACAGGGGUCCUGCUGGGGGACCCCUUAGUCGGGGGCGGCCGGUUCCUUCAGGGCCGAGGGCUGUCGGAGAAGGGGAGCAGCCGGGACCGCGCACCGGCCGCCGCGGGCGCUUUCCCACUGACCCUGAACUCCUCCAGGCUGCUGCCCGAGGACGGGAAACUGGGUGACCCCGGCGGCUCGGACUUGCCCCCGCCCCCGCCCCCACCCCUGGCUUCCCAGAAAGCGAGCGGCGGCGGCGGCGAUAGCAGCAGCAGCCCGGGCAGCCCGGUCCACCAUCCAUCAUUGGAGGAGCAGCCCUCCUACAAAGAUAAUCAGAAAACUAAGGAAAAUAACCAAGUUAUUUUAUCUACAAAAGAUGACAACUUUUCAGAUAAGAACAAGGAGCACAGCUUUUUCAUCACAGACUCUGAGGCUUCCGGAGGAGAUUUUUGGAGAGAAAGAUCAGGUGAACACACUCAAGAAACAAAUUCACCUCAUUCUCUCAAAAAGGAUGUAGAAAAUAUGGGGAAAGAAGAACUUCAGAAGGUUUUAUUUGAACAAAUAGAUUUACGGAGACGACUGGAACAAGAAUUUCAAGUGUUAAAAGGAAAUACAUCUUUCCCAGUAUUCAAUAAUUUCCAGGACCAGAUGAAAAGGGAACUAGCCUACCGAGAAGAAAUGGUGCAACAGCUACAAAUUAUCCCCUAUGCAGCAAGCUUGAUCAGGAAAGAAAAGCUUGGUGCCCAUCUCAGCAAAAGUUAAACGGUGCACAGAACCACUUACUCUUGUUCUUUUGUAAGAUACAGCCUGCCACUGAGCACUUCCGACCCACACAAAGACUGCGAUUG